Molecule: messenger RNA, 3704 nt
Organism: Bemisia tabaci
Lineage: Eukaryota; Metazoa; Arthropoda; Insecta; Hemiptera; Aleyrodidae
Gene: Golgin104
Product: coiled-coil domain-containing protein 186
Biological process (GO): vesicle cytoskeletal trafficking
Cellular component (GO): trans-Golgi network
Molecular function (GO): small GTPase binding
Source: RefSeq, a predicted model, not a curated record
CAACCGUGAGGUCCAUCAGAAUUUGACAUUUCUCCAGAAAAAUAAUCCUGGUAAACUAAGUGUGCCACAAAAAUUCCAUGAUAUCCUCCAAAUUAUUUGUUUUUUUCCUUUAUUUAAAAGAUUUCAGUUAGUUCCUGUCUCAGUUAUCAGUAAGAGCUACGUUUAAUUCGUUCUGUCCUUUAUCAUUAUGAUAAUCUGAAUGUUCAACAGUGAUAAGAAGUCAACAUAUUUCAGUCAUCUGUCAGGAUAAUGCCGUGAAAAGGAUUCUCAAGAAGAGAUGGAUCUCCUUCUUGGGUUACUCAUUGAGCCCAAAUUUCAGUUAUAUCCGAAGCGUUUCUGUAAAUAUCAUGUACCCUAAUUUAAUUUAACCUGUCAUGUGGAAAGUUGCAAUCAAAGUUCAAAUUUACUGUAGCCCUUGAAUCCACCAAGAGCCUCCAUGAUUAUCUGCUCUAGUGCGAUAGCUUUGGGAGACAAUUUCGCUUUAAUGAAUGUUAACGCACCAGUAUCUGUCGAAAAAAUUGUUCGGAAUGACGGAGGAGUGUUCGAAUUUACAGAGGAUGGCCAGCAUCAUCCGUUUCUGAAUGGUGUCAUUGACUCUCCGACAGGAGGAGCUAAGAAAUCUUUGUCUCAGCAGACUUGUGGUGAAGCGGCCGACGAUUCUAACGAAAAUAGUCCGAGGUCCACCUCCAUUGAAAAUGGAUCGUUAUGUAAGCUUACCAAAGACAACCCAAUUUCCAUACCAAAAAACUUGGAACUGGGGAGAAGUGUCUGUUCGUUCUCCGAGGAGACUGGAGAAAUGCUAACCAUUUCGACCGAGCAGAAUGGUGUGGAUGAGUGUAUGAAAAGUGACACAGAAUGCUUAGAAAAAAAGCUAGACUCAAAUGUUCCAUAUGCAGAUCUCAACAGUGUGAACUACAAGAAUUCCAUCAACUCACCUGCUUUAAUUGACACAACGUCAAGUUUGAGCAGUACUUUAACGAGAAUGGUCUCAGAAACCGUGAAUAGUGCAGUAUGCGAAUCACCUGGUGUCGAUAAAAUUCCAAUGUUGAAUAAUUCUGAUGCUCUAAUAGAAGCAACUGCCCAGUCAUGUGAGAAUGUCAGAACUGCUCUUACUCUAAAUAAUUUCAAUAAUAGUAUUAAUGACUUGGUAUUAGAGAGUCACAAUCCUAAAGAAUAUAUGGAUGUCACAGAUGAACUGAACUUAUUACUGAGGCAUUCUGAAGGGGAUGUAAUGCUUAAUGAGCAAAAGAAUGCAUCAAGCUCAGAAGGUGAAGGAGAGAACAGCACAGGAAGUAAUAGAGCGGACGAAAUCGACCUGAAUAAUGCUCAAGCAGAAAAUUCAGUAUUAAAUUUAUCACCAGUUAAAAAUUCUGAAGGUUUAAGAAGAACCCUUGAGGAUCUGUCAGAAUUAGAUCAGGACCCCCAGAAACAGCAAACGGUCGGUGAGCCACACGACGAAAUAAAUUCCAUGAAUAUUCAAGACUAUGCAAAUUUGAAGGUCGAAUGCAGCCACUAUAAAUCAGAAAACGAACAACUUCAGCAUCGGUUAUCAAUUUUAGAAUCCGAAUUGAAUUCAUUCAAAGCCCAACAGUCUCAACUCUUGUCAACAAUUGAACAACAGGAGAAACAAAUCAAUCAGAUCAAUGAAAACGCCAAGCGACAGCAAGAAGUUGAUGCUAAAUCUUAUGAAAAAUUUAAACAGGAAUUAGAAAUGCAGAAUGAAAAGCUAAAAAAAGAAUGGGAAACAAUGAAGCAUGAAAAAGAGCUCAGCGUCAUGAAGUACGCCAAGGGUGAAAUGGACGUCAUCAAGCUUCGAGAAAAAAGUGAAGCGUUUCAAAAAAAGUUACUAGACGUCACAAAAGAAAGAGAUAAUGCGCACGCAAACAUGAAGCAGUUAAUUUCCGAUAAAGCGAAGUAUUCGCAAAUGUAUGACAAUAAGUGUUCAGAAGUUCGAGUAGCUCAUAAUGAGAUAGAACAGCUGAAGUCUGACCUUAAUUCUAAUAAUAACAAGUUAAAAAAGACACAGAACAAAUUGAAAGAAGAGCAAGAGAGCCAUAAGGAAACGCAGAGUAAGCUCGAUGAAGUAACUAGUACAAUUGAAACCGCAAAAAAAGAAGCAGAACAAGUGAAACUGGAAGCUGAAGCCAGCAUAAAAAAAUUUAAAAUUUCACAAGAAAAUCGAGCCUUUGUCCUAGAACAACAAUUGAAAGAAGAACAAGCAAAAUUAAUUCUAUCGCGGGCAGAGAAGGAAGAUUUGGACAAGAAGAUUCAGACUUUAUCAGCUAAGCUCCAACAAACAGAAACAGAGAUUAAGAAGCUUACAGAAACUAAUGAAUGUCUUUCAGAGCAGGUUUGUAGCAUCGAAAAAGAGAAAUUAGAAUUAGAAGUUAAACUGAGCACAAUGCAGCAAUUGAUGGACAAAGAGGUGCAAGAAAAUGUAGAAUUAGAAUCGAAACUGUCAGAACUGCGGACUGUGAAGCAGGAACUAGAAGAAGAGAAGAAAAAAACAGCAUCAUUGGAAACGGAGGCAAUAACAUUGAGAACAAGCAAUGAAGAAUUGUUGAUCGAUAUGGAAAGCUGCCGUAAAAGGGAGGCAGAAAUGCUAGAUUUCACAGAACGAUUAACUGCUCAAAAUGUCAAACUUCAAUCUGAUUUUUCUGCUCUCAAAGCCAAGAAUGAAGAAUUAGAAAUAGAACAAAGUAAAGUCAAUGAAAUAAAAGCGGAAUUAGAAGAUGUAAAAAGUCAACGCUCAGAAGAAAGCAAAAUCCUAAGUCAUCAAAUCGAAAAACACACUCAGCGGUAUGAAGAAAUAUCAAAACAGCUCGCUGAACAAAAAUCAGAAAAUGUGGUACUUAGGCGCAAAAAUGCAGCAACGAUCAGAGAACUGACUCGGGAGCUUCAGCAGUUAAAAAAGCAAUUGACGGAACAUAGUGAUGGAGGGGGCAGCGGUAGCAACUCUCUGUGCCAAGACUCGAGGGCGUCCUCCUGCACCUCGCUCACAGACACAUCUCAAGCAUUGUCUUCUAACCCUGGCAGUAUUCGAAUGGAACCAGAUAAGCAGACCCUCAUCGAGCGGAUUGUGGAAUUGCAAAGGCGGAACGCCCAGUACUUAGAAAAGAUUGAGUUCCUUGAGGAGCACAAUAAGGAAAUGACGGAGGAAUUGAAAAAGAAGUCUAAAAUAGUUCAAAAUUUCAUGCUUCGUGAACCUGUUGGUGCUUUGUCCUCUAAUUCUAUGGAUACCAAUAAGCUUUUUCUGAUGCAAUCUCUUUACUUAACAAAGGAGAUGGCUUUGUCGAAAAAAGGGUACAUGGCCUCGUUAUAUAGUUCCCAAAUCAAAGAUAAAAAUAUGACUUUGGAGACGAGCCUAGAAAUUUGCCAAACUCUUCACUCUCUCCUUGAAGAUACCAUUUUGAAGAAUAUUACCUUGAAGGAAAACAUGGAUACUUUGGGUGAGGAAAUAGCCAGGCUUCGUAGUGAACAAACGAAAGAGGGGAAAAGUUAGUGGUGCUUAUCAAGUUAUUGAUAACCACCCGAUCAAUAUGGGUGCUAAAAAAUUGUACAUAGGACAUAAUUUAUCAUUGUUUGGUAAAAAAUUAUUGUUAUUAGUUUUUAUAAUAAAUUAUUUUAUUAACUUAUUGUAAAUCAUUGAUGCAAGUACGAAAGGUGUAAAAAGUGAAAUACAAAAAGCAGUAUUCUUUUUCUGA